Messenger RNA from Sphaeramia orbicularis (orbiculate cardinalfish), 2046 nucleotides. RefSeq names its product plasmalemma vesicle associated protein b (gene plvapb). Gene Ontology annotation, biological process: positive regulation of cellular extravasation; regulation of vascular permeability. Lineage: Eukaryota; Metazoa; Chordata; Actinopteri; Kurtiformes; Apogonidae. The record is from RefSeq and is a predicted model, not a curated record. The transcript has 10 exons. Bases 175 to 1452 code for a protein of 425 amino acids.
GUGGAAGUGUGUGUCCAGCAGCAUUUAUAAACAUGGCCCCUUCACACACCUAAGGACUUGGCUCGAAGCUUCAGCAUCUACUCAACUCCUCGUGGAUUUUAGCCACUUAAAAAACCCAAACAUAUUCUCUUUAGACCUUCCUCACCCGCUGCCACCAUUUCACCUCCACCUGCCAUGUACAGCUCCAGUUACUCCCGGGCCAAGUUCGGCCUGGAGUCCAGGGAGCCUCUGCAUCGACCCAGAGGGAAGAGCUGUGGAUACUACCUGAGGAUCAUCUUCUUCUUCUCAUCCCUGAUCCAGUCCCUCAUCAUCGUCAGCCUGGUGCUCUUCCUCAUCUACGGUCAGCCGGAGAAGUCGGCCGCGGAGAAGAGGGUCAAGGAGCUGGAGCUGAACUUCAACAGGCUGAGUGAGUACAACAUCCAGCUGAGGAAGGAGAAAGGGGAGCUGGGGGAUCAGCUGGGGGCUCGGACGGCCGAGAAGGCGGCUCUGGAGAAAGAGAUGGAGAACCUGAAGACGGCCGCCAACAACACAGAGCAUGAGUUACUGAAGAAACUGGCCGACUGUGAGAGGCAGGUUGCUGUGACUCGGACCAUGGUCGUCCGGUGUCCCACCCAGGCCAUGGCCCCGCCCCCCAUGGUCACCUCUGGAAGUGAAAUGAAGACCCUGCAGACCCUCAACGCUCAGCAGAGAGCCUUCAUAAACCUCAUCGAAGCCAACUUCACCCAGACGGUUCAUUAUCUGACUCAGGAGCGAGACAACGCCCUCAAAGACCGAGACACCCACCACCAGGACGCCAUCGCCCAGCGCCGCGACAACACCAUGUUGAAAGAGCAGCUGGUCACCUACACCAGGAAAUGCAAGGAAGACUUUGCACAUUCUUUGGAUGGAAUCAAGAUGGUGACGAGUGAGUUCCUGAACAAGAUCAACAACCUGUUUCCUCACCAGCUGACCUUCCACCUCACCUGCGACAGCCAGCAGGAGCAGAUGGAGAAGAUAAGGACCAGCUGCACCAACCUGUCCAGAGACGUGGAGAACAAGUUCCAGCUCUAUCUGGACACCGUGGGCAACAAGGUGUCGCAGAUCCAAGCCCAGUCCAGUCGUCUGGAGGUGCAGAACUCACACCUGACCGCCGACUUCCAGAAAUGUGAACAAAGUCGCAGUGAAGCCAUCAGCGACGCGAGCAAACAGCUGGAACUGAAACAAAAGAAACACGAUGACCAGGUGGAGAGAUUACUGAUGGAGCAGAACCGGCUCAGAGAACAGAAGAAACUCCAGGAGGACACUUUGGCCUUGAAGGAGACAGAGUUUAAGACGCUGCUGCUGUCGGCUCAGCAGAACUGUAAGCCUGCUGCUCCUAAACCCAUGGGUCCUCAGCUCGUUCCACCGUUCAAUCGGCAGACGGUGCCCAACUGGCCGGCUCCUGGCAUCGGUAAAACCCCGACGGGGAGAUGAAAUGGACCGAUUUCUCUUCACCUGAGUGGAUUUUUCAACAGACAUGUACAUAUUUCUGCACGUUGGUCAAACACAUUGUAUAUAUUCUGACUGAACAUUAAUGACGUAUUUUACGGAAGAGGAUUAGGGCCACUGGAAAAGAAAAAUAAUAAUAAUAAGGUCCAAUAUAUAUAUACAUUUUUUAAAUAAUUAUUCUGAGAAAAAAGUCAGAUUUCGGAGAUUAAAGUGAGAAUUUUGACUUUUUUUCAUAAUAAUAAUAAUUUAAAAACAUAUUGGACCUGUUUUUAUUUUAUUUUUUAUUUUUUCCAGUGGCUCUAAUCUUCUUCUGUACAUAUUUACUCCUGUUGUUCUGUUUUUUUUUUUUUUUGUUUUUUUUUUUUUGCUUUAAUGUGAGAUUCAGUGUACUUUAAUUCAAUUCAGACACUUGUUGUGAAAUAAAAAGCCUCUCAUCUGUUUGUUUUUUUCUCAGGUAAAUGUAAAAAUGUUCAUGAAUUUGUUGUAAAUAGUUUUUCUUGUAUGUUUCUCACGGUCAUUCAGGUUUUGACAAUGGAAAUAACUCAGAGCAUUAACUUAAUAAACCAUCGUCUGUCCGUU